AUGGCCUCGAAGAGUACAACUGAAACGACGAAUGUCAGCGUGGCACCGCAUUCAACACUCCAAUCGCUCGAGGAGCUAGCAACGAAGGGUCUGAAAUCUCCAGACCAUUCCAACGAGUUUGAGCACUGGUGUAUCUCAAAGGAGAUUUCCUGGUUUUACCCUACUGAUAAGGUUCCGUUCACAAGGUUUCUGAAAGAGAAGGAUCUGAGGACUUGCUCCGCGGACCCAAAAGACUACCCAGGCUUCGUUCACGCAUGGCGUCUGUUCCUCCGCUAUUACAAAGUCAAGGACGGCAACAUCUUACGAAGGUCGACGGUGAAAGACCUGAACAUGCUAAUCGAUGUGCUGAAUAGCAUGUUUGCCUCCGAGUUAGCAGACGAGCGGUUCAUACUCAAUGGAAAGAUUGACGACGGUAAAGCUGGUGAGGCAUGGCGCAUCGAUCGCAAGCUACACGACGUUGAAGGUAGCUUCAAUCGUGGCGUUUAUCUAGUCCACAACGAGAACGACCCCAAUAGAUCCACAAAGAUCAUGAAGACUCUUCCCCUACCCACUGAAUAUCUCGGCUUCGCUGAGCGAGAGCUCGAGAUUCUCGGGACUUUGCAGCACGACAACGUUAUCAAGUUCUUCGAUGGUAGCGCACCGAAGAGCCUACACGACACGGCAUGGAUGGUUACGGAGUACUGCAACAAAGGUACGUUGCUUGACUUUGUCGAAUAUUAUGCCUUUGAGGCGGGAACCCCAGUCCCUGAGCUCUUCAUUUGGAACAUCUUAGAGAGUCUAGUACGGGCGGUUGUGUACCUGCACUAUGGUCCGAAUGUACUCGAAAAGAUUGAUCAGCAGGAGCCCGGAGAUGAACGACUGAAAGUUGAAGAAGAUGCCUCUUGGGAUGCCGUGUAUCACCGCGACAUCAUCCUGUCUAACGUAUUUCUCACUUCCAGCACCCGAGACAAGACUGAAUAUCCGAUCGUUAAGUUAGGCGACUUUGGCUGCGCCAUGCGGCAAUCAGAAGUUAAAAUUAUGGACGAAGAUCCAGAGCCAAAUCAAAUACCGGGUAUGGACGGUGCGUACGAGCCGCCGGAGGGUCAAAAUGGCACCAAAGCCGUCGAUGUGUAUCAGAUCGGACAACUAACAUGGUGUGUUGUGCAGAACGUCCAAUCCCCUACUUGUCUGGACGAGAAGGCAAUGCUGCCUGAGAAUUUCGAAACUUCAGAGGAUGCACCUUACUCACGAGAGUUAUGCCGCAUCCUCUAUUCCUGCACGAGGGCCUGCGCUGACUGCCGAAUCGAUUCUCUGCCUCUAUUACGCCUGGUCCAGAAUACGAAGAGGCGGUUGAUCUCUGAGAACCGCUUACCAUUUGUUGAGCUCCAGAUACCGUUUGUUGAGCGUCUUUCGGAGUUGCUUGGUAGUUAG
This is a messenger RNA of Alternaria arbusti, 1410 nucleotides long. RefSeq lists its product as uncharacterized. Gene Ontology annotation, biological process: protein phosphorylation. NCBI's taxonomy places the organism in Eukaryota, Fungi, Ascomycota, Dothideomycetes, Pleosporales, Pleosporaceae. The record is from RefSeq and is a predicted model, not a curated record. The transcript has a single exon. Gene Ontology annotation, molecular function: protein kinase activity; ATP binding. The coding region runs from base 1 to 1410 and encodes 469 amino acids.